Molecule: messenger RNA, 978 nt
Organism: Colletotrichum karsti
Lineage: Eukaryota; Fungi; Ascomycota; Sordariomycetes; Glomerellales; Glomerellaceae
Product: HpcH/HpaI aldolase/citrate lyase family protein
Exons: 4
Coding region: 1-978 (325 amino acids)
Cellular component (GO): cytoplasm
Molecular function (GO): aldehyde-lyase activity
Source: RefSeq, a predicted model, not a curated record
AUGUCGUUCACAGGCGAGGAAUUCAAGAACGUGGGCACUCAGGGCAUGAACGCCUAUGCCGCGCCCUCUCUCUUCCAACCUCACAAGGCCCGCCAGGCCAUCCGCGAUGCUCACGCGAAGAAGAUCCCCCCAUUGAUGUGCUACUACGCCGGCCUCAGCUCUCUUCCGAUCACGCGGUUCCUGGCCCCUAUGGGAUAUGAUGCCGUCUGGAUCGACUGGGAGCACACUUCUUGCAAUGUUGAGACCAUGACGUCGAUGGUUCACGAGGCCAUCUUCAUGAGCCAGGGCCGUACCAUUCCCUGGGUCCGUGUUCCCGGCCACGACCACGCUGCCAUCGGCUAUGCCCUUGACUGCGGUGCCAGCAUCGUCGUCCCCCAAGUCGAGACAGUUGAGCAGGCCAAGCACGUCCUUUCCGCCGCCAAGUACGGCACCAAGCAGAACGGCACCCGCUCCGCGCCCCCGUUCCGUCUCAUCCCCUUCCUUACCGACACCCCCUACGACCCCAACAGCGACAUUCACAAGUGCGUGAACAACCAGGCCGCCGUCAUGAUCCAGAUCGAGACCGCCGAGGGUGUUCGCAACCUCGAUGCCAUCCUCACCGAGUGCCCCGACAUCGACGUCGUCUGGCUGGGCUCUCUCGAUGCCCGUGUCAGCAUGAACCUGCCCGCCAACAUGGGCGGCCCGCAGGACGAGCCCGAGUGGCUCGAGAUUAAGAAGCUCUUCUUCGAGACCAUCGACAAGCACGACAAGCCCUACGCCGGCUUUGCGUUUUCGAGCCCGCCGUACGGCAGCCCCGAGGCCCUCAAGGAGGCGGCGAAGCGCAUGAGUCUCAUCACCAUGUCCGCAGACGUGCUGCACCUCGGCAUGAUGGCGAUGGACUUGCAGCAGGCCAGAGCGACUGUCGGACCUGUGGGACAGGAGAACGGUACGAACGGGAAGAAGAAGGAGAACGGAGAGAACGGAGAAAAUGGCAAGUAA